Molecule: messenger RNA, 699 nt
Organism: Heterobilharzia americana
Lineage: Eukaryota; Metazoa; Platyhelminthes; Trematoda; Strigeidida; Schistosomatidae
Source: the annotation of a GenBank genome assembly
AUGUUCUUGCGUAAAAUUCUAGUUGCGGGACAUUCUGGAAACCUGAUAUUCGGAACUCUAAGUGGUCGUAAGGUGGUUGUGUUGCAAGGACGAUUUCAUAUGUAUGAAGGAUACAGCAGACAUGAGAUAGCUAUCCCGAUACGCGUUAUGAAACUGUUGGGUGUCAAAACUCUGUUGAUUAGCAAUGCUGUUGGCGGUUUGAACAGAGAUCUAAAAAGUGGUGAUUUCGUCAUCUUGAAAGACCAUCUUUACUUUGCUGGACUGUCACUGAACAACGUCCUGGUUGGUCCGAAUGAUGAAGCAUUUGGCCCUCGAUUUCCAGCACUCUCGGAUGCCUAUGAUUUGAACUUGAGGAAAUUAGCCCUUCAAGUCGCCAAAGAGGAGAACUUUCAGGACCUGGUUCACGAGGGUGUCUACUGCAUGAAUGGUGGUCCUAAUUAUGAAACACCUGCUGAGUGCAAGAUGUUGCUUAUGAUGGGUUGCGAUGUUGUUGGUAUGAGUACCAUACCAGAAGUAAUACUUGCUCGUCAUUGUGGAAUGAAAGUACUUGCCGUUUCAUUGGUCACAAAUAUAAGUGUACUGGAUGUUGAAAGUAAAGUGAUCGCAAACCAUGAAGAAGUUCUAGCAAUGUCUGCCAAACGUGCAGGUUUAUUACAGUCAUGGUUUGAGAAGAUUAUCGCCAGAUUGCCGUUGGAUUGA